Molecule: messenger RNA, 2456 nt
Organism: Dermacentor andersoni
Lineage: Eukaryota; Metazoa; Arthropoda; Arachnida; Ixodida; Ixodidae
Product: histone H1-like
Biological process (GO): nucleosome assembly; chromosome condensation; negative regulation of DNA recombination
Cellular component (GO): nucleosome; nucleus
Molecular function (GO): nucleosomal DNA binding; structural constituent of chromatin; double-stranded DNA binding
Source: RefSeq, a predicted model, not a curated record
GGAUGCCCUGCUGAUUGAAACUAGGAGAUCAGAGCUGCGAAUCCGUGUUCGAGACAAGCCGGCGCGAUGCUUCGUUGGCCUGCUGCGGCGCCCAGAAUGUUGCCGCGCAGGCUUUUUCGGGCCGCAAGCAGCGCUUUCAGAUCGCCUGGGACUUUCCCGCACUUUCGUGCCGAGCCGAGAAAGUGCCUGAACGCGGCCCUAUACGCUGGGCCGCCGUUGCGGCCGGUCGAAGCGGCACAAGGCGUGAAACUAGGGCCCGAAAUGGUCCCGAACUGCGACCCGAGAAACACAAAAACUGAUGUCGGAGUACGGCGCAGUUUGCGCUUUCACUCGGGCAACCUGAGCUCCAACGGGUUGUAUUUGAGCCAGAAUUUGCGAGUCGCCUGUUCAGCAUCGACCAAUGAUGUCAUCGUGACACGAUAGGUGGAUUAGACACCGAAACUAGUGUAUCGAUGAGCAAACGUGAACACCGUAGCGAUGGCGUCUUCUAUGCUAUGGUUGUAGUUUGGUGCGCACAAAAUUGUAACGCGCUGCGUCACAGCGUUCAAUUUUGGUUCUACAGGUAGCCAGGAGUUCGAUACAUCCGGCUGUGCUAAGUAGUUGGCAUUGUAAAGCUAUCUUUUGCGACAUUUCUGGUCUCGAAAAGUGAACGGAUACGAAAUUUCGACAUUUCCAGCAUCGUAGAGACCCGCGGGCUCGCGGCCUCGCGCGAUUGGCCGGUCGGCAGCACGAUUUGUGCCAAUGAGCGGCGAGCGCGCUUUUUUCGCCGCCGCCGCCGGGAAGCCGCGCACCCGGUCGACCGUCACACGCCACUUCGUCGGUUGCUCUCGUAGCGUUCGCACAGGUUUUUUGUCCGUAGCAUUUUCUUUCUCGCAGCAGUCAUGGCCGAGGAGACGAGCACAGCCGCAGCCGCGCCGGCCGCGUCGUUGGCACCCCAGAGCCCCAAGAAGAAGGCGGCGCGCGGAGCCGGCAAACCCCGCACCACGGCCAGCCACCCCAAGGUGUCGGCCAUGGUGAACGCGUCCAUCGGCGAGCUGAAGGAGCGCGGAGGGUCGUCGCUGCAGGCCAUCAAGAAGCACAUGGCGGCCACCUACAAGGUGGACGUGGAGAAGCUGUCGCCGUUUAUCCGCAAGUACCUCAAGUCGGCCGUCACCUCGGGCGCGCUGGUCCAGACCAAGGGCAAGGGCGCCAGCGGUUCGUUCAAGCUGGCUGCGGGCGCCGCUGCGGGCGAGAAGAAAAAGGCCAAGGCUGCAGGAGUCGUCAAGAAAGCCGCCAAGAAGCCCGCCAAGAAGACUCCCAAGAAGUCUCCCAAAAAGGCUCCCAAGAAGGUGGCGGUCAAGAAGGCCAAGCCAGCAAAGAAGCCCAAGGCCGAGAAGAAGGCGUCGCUGCCCAAGAAACCCAAGAAGCCGGCGGCCAAGAAGGCGGCCACCCCAAAGAAGGCAGCCAAGAAGUAAAGCUCGUCCUCCACGAGUCGGCCCCACGGGCACACACAAACGGCCCUCGUCAGGGCCACCCUAAACGUCUGUUUCGGCGGAACCGUUUACCGCGGUGCUCCGACCCCCGUGACCUCUCACAACUCGUUUUCGCCCAGUUAUUAGGUGCAGCGGUGGCGUAGAGGUAGAACACCCGCCUCGCGUGCAAGAGGUCCGUGGUUCGAAUCCCGGUGCCGCGCAAUUUUCCACCGGACUAAAAAAAAAAAAAAAACCGUGUGUUGAGAAAAUUGCACAAACAGGCCUGGAGUGCUGCCUGAUCCCGGUGACCAGAACCGGUAACGCACUCCCUCACCAGAGCAGGAUUGGACACCCUGGUGCAGUACUUGGCCACAACCUCCUAUAUGAACACAACAAUCAAACCCCGGCCCUCAGUCCCCAGCAGCUGCGAAGCAACUGACCACGGCGGCGGUCAGACCUGCGACGCUGCAGAGGGUGCUAGGAAUCCCUCGCUACGGACAGGCCGCCAUUGGAAUAUGAACCUGGCAACGCUUAACGCUAGAAUGUUAUCUAGUGAGGUGAGUCUAGCAGUGCUAUUGGAUGAAUUAGAGGGCUGUAAAUGGGAUAUAAUAGGGCUCAGUGAAGCUAGGAGGCCAAAAGAAGCAUACACAGUGCUAAAAAGCGGGCACGUCCUGUGCUACCGGGGCUUAGCGGAGAGACGAGAACUAGGAGUCGGAUUCCUGAUUAAUAAGAACAUACCUGGUAACAUACAGGAACUUUAUAGCAUUAACGAGAGAGUGGCAGGUCUUGUUGUGAAAUUAAUAAGAGAUACAAAAUGAAGGUUGUACAGGUCUACGCCCCUACAUCCAGUCAUGAUGAACGGGAAGUCGAAAGCUUCUAUGAAGACAUGGAAUCGGCGAUGGGUAGAGUGAAAACAAAAUACACUAUACUAAUGGGCGACUUCAAUGCCAAGGUAGGCAAGAAGCAGGCUGGAGACAAGGCAGUGGGGGAAUAUGGCAUAGGCAC